Molecule: messenger RNA, 426 nt
Organism: Heterobilharzia americana
Lineage: Eukaryota; Metazoa; Platyhelminthes; Trematoda; Strigeidida; Schistosomatidae
Source: the annotation of a GenBank genome assembly
AUGAAACUGGCUUUUGUAACCGGGUCUAAUAAAGGUAUUGGAUAUAGUAUUGUUGAGAAGCUUGCAAAAUUUUAUGGGACGUCAGGAGAAUGGGACAUUUAUUUAACAGCUCGGAACGUUGAUCUUGGUCUUCAGGCUGUGAAAAAACUGGCAGAUGAAGGACUUGAUGUCAAAUUUCACCAAUUAGAUAUAACAGAUCCUAACAGUCGAAAAGCAUUUCUGUCAUUUGUGCAGAAGAAUUAUCCUGGUGGGAUAAACAUUUGUGUGAAUAAUGCUGGCAUAGCUUAUAAAGUGGAUUCUCCAGCUCCAUUUGGUGAGCAAGCCAAAGUUACGGUGAACACCAAUUUCACUUCAACCGUUGAUUUUAUUGAGGAGUUCAUUCCCUUGUUAGCUGAAAAUGCUAGGUACGACAUUACUGCUACUUGA